AGAUCGCAUUUAUUAAAUUUAUGGCGGGAACUAAAAAAAGGUUAUUUUUAAUAUAUGUGUGAAUAAGUAAUCGUAUAAUAAUCCAAAAUAAUUAUAAUAAUGGCUAACGAUGAGAGAAUUAAAAAAAAAUUGCAAAACGCUUUCAAAUUGAGUGGAUUUAAUGUUCGUCGAGAAUUCUGUGACCUAAUAAUAAAAAAGUUUAAAGAAGAACGUAUGGAUUUAAGCGAUAAUUCGACAUUCGAUACAAUAAUAACAAACUUAUGUAACAGUUUGGAAAACCAAUGUCUCUUAGAAAAAAGUAUCGAAAUUGAAAAUAUUGAGAGAGCUAUAAAAGUUUGUCUUCACCAUGGAUAUGAUAACAACGAAUCUAUAUUUAAUGUAAUCGACGCUUUUGAUUUUCCUAAAUUUACAUAUAAUCCGGAUCGUAAACAAUACUAUAUAGAAAAUAAUAAAUCGACAAUACUACCAGAUGCAGAUGUCAAAUCAAAACUAUUUCUAGAAAGAUAUACGACAGUACUACAAAGGACCAAAAGAAAUUUUCAACAAAAAGGAGAAAAAGAUUUAAAAUUACAAACUGUUGAUUAUCUGCUAACAGUUUCAAGUAUUACUUUAGAUAGAACAUUAAUUCUAGGCGCAUUAUUUCAAAUUUCAGAAGGAAAAUGGAGCUUGGAGGAUCCAACUGGAAUUGUAGAACUCAACUUAACACAUGCUAAAUACCACGCCGGGUUUUUCAAUGAAAACUGUCUAGUUUUAGUGAAUGGUUAUUAUGAAGAUCCUAUUCUACAUGUAUCUUCAAUCGUAUUACCACCUGGUGAAGAUUAUAAAAGCUCAAGACCAACGUUUGGAAAUAUAAAUUAUUUUGGGGGUUCUUCGAUUGAGCCACUAAGAAAUUCUCUUAGAUUAAAAGAAUAUAUGUCUCAAAAUAAACAUAAAUUCAUGCUUUUCUUUUCAGAUGUAUGGUUGGACCACCCUCAGGUUUUUGAAAAACUAGAAUGUUUAUUCAAUGGUUUUCAAGAUUGUCCUCCAAUAGCUUUUAUUUUCAUGGGAAAUUUCAUGUCAAAUUCACACGGUAGUGAAAUGAUGGAUACAUUAAAAAAACUAUUCAAAAGAUUGGCUGAUCUUAUAACAAAUUUCCCUGGAGUUUCCAAUGAUAGCCAAUUCGUUUUCGUUCCGGGUAUGGCGGAUCCCUGCUUCACGCAUAUAGCACCAAGAUUCGCCCUUCCAAGCUACGUCACUGGUGAUAUGAAAAAAGUAUUACCAAAAGCAAUUUUCACAACGAACCCCUGUAGAAUACAGUACUGUACCAGAGAACUGACUUUAUUUAGAGCAGACCUUAUGCCCAAAUUCUUGCAAGGUACUUUACAUAAACCGUCCAAAGAUGAAAUACCAGAUUGUAUAAGACGUACAAUAAUCAGUCAGGGUCAUUUAAGUCCAUUUUCAUUAAAUUCAUUGACAGUUCAGUGGGAUUACGAUUAUUGCUUAAGAUUGUAUCCGUUACCCGAUGUAGUAGUUAUAGGGGAUAAAUGUGAAGCUUACGAAGGAAGUAAUAAAGACUGUCAUGUAAUAAAUCCAGGUCCUUUUUGUGAAAACGGUUUUCAAUUUUUGUCAUAUUUACCAUACACUAACACUAUAGAAGACUGCGCUUUAUAAUUUUAAUAAAAUUGAAUGUGAAAUUU
This is a messenger RNA of Diorhabda sublineata, 1676 nucleotides long. RefSeq names its product DNA polymerase epsilon subunit 2 (gene DNApol-epsilon58). The record is from RefSeq and is a predicted model, not a curated record. Gene Ontology annotation, molecular function: DNA binding. The transcript has 8 exons. Gene Ontology annotation, cellular component: epsilon DNA polymerase complex. The coding region runs from base 100 to 1650 and encodes 516 amino acids. Gene Ontology annotation, biological process: DNA-templated DNA replication; error-prone translesion synthesis. NCBI's taxonomy places the organism in Eukaryota, Metazoa, Arthropoda, Insecta, Coleoptera, Chrysomelidae.